Paramisgurnus dabryanus is the source of this 2456-nucleotide messenger RNA. The record is from RefSeq and is a predicted model, not a curated record. NCBI's taxonomy places the organism in Eukaryota, Metazoa, Chordata, Actinopteri, Cypriniformes, Cobitidae.
GUUGGCUUUGACACAUUAGUGUAGUCCUACUGAGAAGGCAAUCAUGCAGAAGGAGUUCAUGCCAUAUUGGAACCUCACUGUCACAGUGUUGAGAGCAAAAUUCAAUCAGUCACAUGACCUAUUGACGGAUUCUGACUGCUAUGUUGUCUUAAAAUUACCCACGGCCUGCACCUGCUCUCAUCGCACCAAGACCAUCACAAACAGCAAUGCACCAGAAUGGAACGAAACCUUCCGAUUCAGAUUACACAGUGGUGUCAAGAACAUUCUGGAACUCUACAUCUAUGAUGCUGACACCAUUACAAAAGAUGACUGCUGUUCUACCGUCCUGUUCGAUAUUAGUAACCUCACACUUGGACAAAAGAUGACAAAAUGCUUCAUUUCAGAUGAUCAGAAAAAUAAUGAGUUGUGGGUGGAGUUUAAUGUGACACCAAGCCCUGAGAGUCCUGUGCAGUACCUCUCUAAUGGAGUGUUGAUGGCAGCUCCGUUGUGUGCACUCGAAGUGAAAGCAGAUUCACUAAGGACUAAUGUAAACAACCUUCUAUUAAAACUGAGAGGUGCAUUUAAAGAAGACUGUAUGCUGUCAGACUCUAUGUCCUACUACAUCAAUCAAGACCUGGAAACUGAAUUUAGUCUCAUGCCAUCACAGAAUGUAACAGAAGUAGAUGGUGGAUCUGUCAACCAUGUAAACCCGCUGUCCACUGUCGCAAUAAAACCUGUACCAACUAAAAAAAAGAUCAAACUCUCUUUGCCUGUUGGAGAGGGUUCAGUACACCUGCAAGUAAAGACAGAACACCGCUCUAGUGAAGACAUGAAUGUACGCCUGGAUUUUGAUAUCCCAAACGAAGAAAAGAAUUUUAUGGUGAUGAGGAGGAAAGUGGUGUCACAAGCGCUACAGAGAGCUCUGAAACUCACCUCACCACCAGAACCCAGCAAGGUCCCAGUGGUGGCUGUGUUGUGUUCUGGAGGUGGGUCUCGUGCAAUGACGGCCACACAUGGAAGCCUUCGAGGUCUACAGAAGCUUCAACUCCUUGAUGCUGUCAGCUACAUCACAGGAGUUUCUGGCUCCACCUGGGCGUUGGCCUCUCUUUAUGGUGAUGCUGACUGGUCAAGAUGUGAUAUGAACGUGACUAUAGAGUCUCUUAAAAAAGAGCUCUCUAAAAAUGUCUUAAGUUUGUUUUCUCCCGAGCAGCUGCGGCACUACAAAGAAAAAAUGGAAGAGAAAGCAAAACAAGGACAUUCUGUCUCUCUCAUUGACAUGUGGGGGCUGGCUAUAGAGUACCUCAUACAUGGGAAGAAAAAAAUGGUUAAUCUGUCUGACCAGCAAACGGCGCUGUUAAAGGGACAGAACCCUCUUCCAAUCUAUACAGCUAUAAACAUAAAGAAUGGCAAGAAAGGAAAUACAACAGAGGCUGAAUGGUGUGAAUUCACUCCAUAUGAAGUUGGAUUUCUCAGGUAUGGGGCGUUUAUACCUGCACAAAACUUUGGCAGUGAAUAUUAUCUGGGUCACCUGGUCAAGAAACUGCCUGAAAUUGGGAUGUCCUCACUAUUGGGAAUAUGGAGCAGUGUUUUCUCUUUAAAUCUGACUGAUAUUUGGUGUUUUGUCACUGGAGUUACUCCAUUCUGGGCCAACAAGAUAGGAGAAGGCGUCACACACACAGACACAGAUGGUAAAGCAUCAACGCUGGACACGGUCCAUGUCGGUCCCAUCACUGAACUGGCAAAAAGACUAAGCGACUUUCUUACCAGUCGCCCCAUUAUCAGCCAAGCGUACAAUUUUCUGAGAGGUUUCCACCUGCACAAAAACUACACUGAAAACAGUGACUUCAUCGCAUGGAAGGAAAACCACCCAGAUGCUUUCCCAAACUCUCUCACACCGGCAGACUCCGCACUUGGCCUUGUAGACUCUGGUUUUAUGCUCAAUCUAGCAUUUCCUCCUGUACUACGCCCCAAGAGACGUGCAGAUGUUAUUUUGUCUCUGAACUACUCUUGGAAUGUGGACCACUUCAAGGCCCUGAAGCAAACUUAUGAGUACUGCAUUGAUCACAAGAUUCCAUUUCCAAGGAUUGAUUUAAAAAAGCUGGAUUCGGAGCCGAUUAAGGAAGUUCAUGUGUUUGAGGAUCAAGAAAAUCCAGAGGCUCCUGUAGUGCUUUACUUUCCUUUGGUCAACAUCACAUUCAAACAGUUUAAAGCUCCUGGAGUGAAGAGAGAGGGUAAGAUCGAGAUGAAGGAAGGUGAUUUUGAUAUCGACUUUAGUAACUCUUGUCCAUUUGCUACACAUAACUUUACUUAUGGACCUGAGGACUUUAAGAAGUUGUCCGACCUCACCACCUACAAUAUUGUAAACAACAAAGACAUAAUUCUAAACACCCUUAACAAAGCACUUAAGAAAAACAUGAAGUGAACCCAUAAGUUGCAAGCUGUUACCCACCUUUGUAGAUUUGAUUCCUAGAUUUGCU